AUGCCCGCUGAGCUGGGCGCCUGUCCACACCUGACGGGACUGAUUCUUCCGAUCAACCAGUUGACGGGCGAGAUUCCGCCUGAGCUGGGCGGCCUGUCCAACCUGACGGGCUGGUCUGCUCCGUCCAACCAGUUGACGGGCGAGAUUCCGCCUGAGCUGGGCGGCCUGUCCAACCUGACGGGGCUGUUGCUCCGCGACAACCAGUUGACGGGCGAGAUUCCGCCUGAGCUGGGCGGCCUGUCCAACUGA
Geodia barretti is the source of this 249-nucleotide messenger RNA. NCBI's taxonomy places the organism in Eukaryota, Metazoa, Porifera, Demospongiae, Tetractinellida, Geodiidae. The record is from the annotation of a GenBank genome assembly.